AUGGCUGAUGUGAUGGCACGGCCGCCGAGGGAGAGGGACCAGGGGCUCGUGUCGCCGUGGGUGCUGGUGCGGUUUGGGGUGCUGGGGGCGUAUAUCGGUGCUGCGACCGUUGGGGUGUUUUCCGUGUGGUUUUUGAAUGGGGAGGUGGUGGGAGGGGGUGGUGGAGGGGUGGAGAUGGGGUUGGGGGUGGUGGAGGAGAGUGUGGUGGGGACGGGGAUGGGGGGCGGAAAUGGAGGGUGGUUUGCACCGUUUGGGUUGGACAAGGAUGGGCAUUCGGCUGUGACGUGGGAGCAGCUGUCUCACUCCCGAACCUGCUCUGUCUGGUCCGUGCCUGCUGCUACUCUGACCGCCCCUCCUCUGGUAGACCCACCAGCAACCGCAGCAGCAGCAGUAGGAGCAGGAGUAGGCUCACCCGCACCUGCCCCGGCACCAGAAUCUCCCUUCAACCCGCAUCUCUCCUACACAGUAGCAGGAGGCGGCGUCGUCUCCUUCCCAACCCCAUGCGACUACUUCACGAGCGGCACCACCAAGCCAUCGACCCUCGCACUCACCACGCUCGUCACCAUCGAGAUGCUGCUCGCCCUCAGCUCCGUCUCUGAGUACCGCAGUUUACUGCAAUCUCCACCGUGGAUCAACAAGUGGCUCAUCCUGGCCGUUGGUGCGUCCAUGGGGCUCCACGUGGCGCUGCUGUACUCGCCGCUGGCGGGCGUGUUUGAGGUGGUGCCGCUGACGUGGCAGGAGUGGGCGCUGGUGGUGGUGUUCUCGCUGCCCGUGCUGCUCGUGGAUGAGGGCCUCAGGCUGUGGCUCCCGAGUGUCCUCUCCGCUGGUGGUGGUGCUGUUCUCACUGCCCGUGCUGCUCGUAGAUGA
Molecule: messenger RNA, 867 nt
Organism: Closterium sp. Naga37s-1
Lineage: Eukaryota; Viridiplantae; Streptophyta; Zygnematophyceae; Desmidiales; Closteriaceae
Source: the annotation of a GenBank genome assembly